Messenger RNA from Anastrepha obliqua, 3696 nucleotides. It is a transcript of the gene arm, whose product is annotated as armadillo segment polarity protein. NCBI's taxonomy places the organism in Eukaryota, Metazoa, Arthropoda, Insecta, Diptera, Tephritidae. Gene Ontology annotation, biological process: positive regulation of transcription by RNA polymerase II; cell adhesion. Gene Ontology annotation, cellular component: adherens junction; catenin complex. Gene Ontology annotation, molecular function: alpha-catenin binding; cadherin binding; transcription coactivator activity. The transcript has 7 exons. The record is from RefSeq and is a predicted model, not a curated record. The coding region runs from base 157 to 2631 and encodes 824 amino acids.
GUUUGAUUGUGAACUCAUCUUGUGCUCAAAAAUUUUCUCCUCUUAAAAAAUUUAUUUUUUUGUGAGAAAAAAGUGCGUUAAAGUAAUUAAAAAGAGUGAAAAGGAGUGUUUAAAUAUUGACUGAGUGUUGUGGUGUGGCACGCCUAAAUCACCAAGAUGAGUUACAUGCCAGCGCAAAAUCGUACAAUGUCGCAUAACAACCAAUAUAAUCCCCCUGACCUUCCGCCGAUGGUCUCAUCCAAGGAGCAGACGUUAAUGUGGCAGCAGAAUUCGUACCUCGGCGAUUCUGGUAUUCAUUCCGGUGCAGUUACACAAGUGCCGUCAUUGUCGGGCAAAGAGGAUGAGGAAAUGGAGGGCGAUCCACUUAUGUUCGAUUUGGAUACAGGAUUUCCACAGAAUUUUACACAGGAUCAAGUGGAUGAUAUGAAUCAACAAUUGAGCCAGACGCGUUCACAACGCGUACGUGCCGCAAUGUUCCCUGAGACUUUGGAAGAGGGCAUAGAAAUACCUUCGACUCAGUUCGAUCCACAACAACCAACUGCUGUGCAGCGUUUAUCAGAACCAUCACAAAUGCUAAAACAUGCCGUAGUAAAUCUGAUCAACUACCAAGAUGAUGCUGAGUUGGCCACACGUGCCAUACCCGAAUUGAUAAAGUUGUUGAACGAUGAAGAUCAGGUGGUUGUUUCGCAGGCCGCCAUGAUGGUCCAUCAACUGUCAAAGAAGGAGGCUUCUCGCCAUGCAAUAAUGAACAGUCCCCAAAUGGUGGCUGCUCUUGUGCGCGCCAUUUCCAAUAGUAACGACUUGGAGAGCACUAAGGCUGCAGUAGGCACUCUACAUAAUUUGUCACAUCAUCGCCAGGGCCUGUUGGCAAUUUUCAAAAGCGGUGGCAUUCCAGCUUUGGUGAAGUUGCUCUCUUCACCCGUUGAAAGUGUGUUAUUUUAUGCCAUAACCACAUUGCAUAAUUUGCUGUUGCAUCAAGAUGGUUCGAAAAUGGCUGUACGCCUGGCAGGUGGCCUCCAGAAAAUGGUCACCUUGUUGCAACGCAAUAAUGUCAAAUUUUUGGCCAUCGUUACUGACUGCCUACAGAUUUUGGCCUAUGGAAAUCAAGAGAGUAAAUUGAUAAUACUGGCUUCGGGUGGUCCCAAUGAAUUGGUACGAAUAAUGCGCUCAUAUGACUAUGAGAAGUUGCUUUGGACUACUUCGCGUGUGCUGAAGGUGCUCUCGGUAUGCUCCAGCAAUAAGCCAGCCAUUGUUGAUGCUGGCGGCAUGCAAGCUUUGGCUAUGCAUUUGGCCAAUCCCUCUCCACGUCUGGUGCAGAAUUGUUUGUGGACAUUACGCAAUCUUUCGGACGCUGCUACCAAGGUUGAUGGUCUCGAACCAUUACUGCAAUCCUUAGUCCAAGUAUUAGCUUCAACAGACGUUAACGUCGUAACCUGUGCUGCUGGCAUUCUCUCGAAUUUAACUUGCAACAAUCAACGCAACAAAGCCACUGUUUGCCAAGUUGGUGGCGUCGAUGCACUUGUACGCACUAUCAUAAACGCCGGUGAUCGCGAAGAGAUUACCGAACCCGCAGUGUGCGCACUGCGCCACUUGACUUCACGUCACGUUGACUCGGAAUCUGCACAAAAUGCUGUGCGUCUCAACUAUGGGUUGUCGGUGAUUGUAAAGCUUUUACAUCCUCCAUCACGUUGGCCGCUAAUCAAGGCCGUCAUUGGUUUGAUACGCAACUUGGCCUUGUGUUCGGCCAAUCAUGCACCACUGCGUGAACAUGGUGCCAUACAUAAUUUGGUGCGUCUGCUGAUGCGUGCAUUCCAGGACACCGAACGUCAACGUUCUUCUGUUGCCACAACCGGAUCUCAACAGCCAUCUGCUUACGCCGACGGCGUACGUAUGGAAGAGAUUGUCGAAGGCACUGUUGGUGCUCUACAUAUAUUAGCACGUGAAUCACACAAUCGCGCUUUGAUUCGCCAACAAUCAGUUAUACCAAUAUUUGUACGCCUACUUUUCAACGAAAUCGAAAAUAUACAGCGCGUUGCCGCUGGAGUACUUUGUGAGUUGGCCGCCGAUAAAGAGGGCGCCGAAAUGAUCGAGCAAGAGGGUGCCACUGGUCCGCUGACCGAUCUAUUGCACUCGCGCAACGAAGGUGUUGCAACGUAUGCAGCAGCUGUACUCUUUCGUAUGAGUGAAGACAAGCCGCAAGAUUAUAAGAAACGUCUUUCUAUUGAAUUAACUAAUUCAUUGUUGCGAGAAGACAACAACAUGUGGGGCAAUGCCGAUCUAGGCAUGGGUCCGGAUUUACAGGAUAUGCUUGGACCCGAACAAGCAUAUGAGGGUUUAUAUGGGCAAGGCCCGCCGAGUGUACACAGCUCACAUGGAGGUCGAGCAUUCCAACAAGGAUAUGAUACUUUACCAAUAGAUUCGAUGCAAGGCUUGGAGAUUAGCAGCCCAGUUGGAGGCGGUGGCGGCGGUGGCAACAGUGUACCACCAAGUGGCGCACCAACGUCGCCAUAUUCAAUGGAUAUGGAUGUAGGUGAGAUCGACGCUGGGGCCUUGAACUUUGACUUGGAUGCAAUGCCGACACCACCAAAUGACAACAACAACUUGGCCGCUUGGUAUGACACUGACUGUUAGACUGAGUAGGUGGUGAAAGGAAAUACUUACAAAAAACAAAAACAAAAAAACACAACAACAAAAAAAAAUCAUUCAUUAUCAACAACAACACAUGUAUGAGAACAUUUAUUUAUGUAAGAUAUGCUACAUAUACAACAACAAUUUGUGGCAUAAGCAAUUGUGCCGGAUUAUCAAAUAUAUCUACAUAUAUUAAUAAUUCGUGUCUAACUGUGUCAAAAGUAAACAAAAACAAAAAAAAAGCAAUUAUACAAAACUUGUUACGAAUUAAAAAUAAAUCUUAAGAGAGAGCUUGGCGUUCGAUUAGCGUAGGCGGCCGCAAAAUGAUAAGAAACAAAAUAUCAAACAAAAAAUAUUUUUAAAAACAAAAUUCUUUAACACAGCGCAUUUUUAGCAACAACAAAAAAAUCAAAUAUUUUGUGUUCUCGUUCGAUCAUGAGUUUUAUCCUUUAUUUACGAUAGUAUUAAGUUUUUUCCUUUUACAUAUUUACCUAUUUACAUUUUAUAAAUUUAACUUUUUAUUAAAUCACACAUUUCUCCGCAUAGAAAAGAGCCUGCCUGCAUUUCUUAUUUUUACGUAAACUAAAUAUGGUGAUUUUGAACAGGGUAAACUUCAUUUUUAUGAUAGAUCGGUAAGAUUUAAAAUUGAAAAAUAUACGAAAAAUUACGAAAAAUACAAAUAUUAAAAGAACUCAUUCACAAGUCCUGCAAAAAAUGCAGUAAGACAAUUACAAAAGAGCAUCCAAACUUAAGUCUAAAAUUUAAAGUACUAUACAAAAACAAAAAGUCAAAUCAAGGCACACAAAUUUGAAAAAAAUAAACUACAUAUUCAAAAGUAAACACUAUAAAGCUAAAGCUGGUUAAAAAGAAAUCUAUGCAUUUCAUCUCAGCCACAAACUGUGCGAAAUAAUGGCAAGCAUACUUGUCAUACAAAUCAUAAAUCUGCGUAUGGAUGCCUUCAUCAUACGCGGUGUUUUUUCAUGCAAACAUACACAUCAUAAUUAAGUAAUAAGUGCAACAUAAUGCGCGAUUUGAAUAAAAAUGUGAAAGCUUUCACAUUUUAUUGAA